ACACUGCCUGCAAGAACCGGCCCCUAGACCUUGUCUUCAUCAUAGACAGUUCCCGUAGUGUCCGACCUGAAGAGUUUGAGAAAGUGAAAAUCUUUUUGUCAAAAAUGAUUGAUACUCUGGACGUUGGUGAAAGAACAACCCGUGUGGCAGUCAUGAAUUAUGCCAGCACUGUCAAGGUAGAGUUUCCCCUCCGGACCUACUUUGAUAAAGCAUCUAUGAAGGAGGCUAUAUCUCACAUUGAGCCCUUGUCCGCUGGCACAAUGACUGGCCUUGCCAUCCAAACUGCCAUGGAUGAAGUCUUCACUGAGGAAAUGGGCACCCGGCCAGCAACCUUCAAUAUCCCCAAGGUGGUCAUUGUCGUGACAGAUGGACGACCACAAGACCAGGUUCAAGAUGUGGCAGCAAGCGCCCGGACAGCUGGCAUUGAGAUCUAUGCAGUUGGGGUAGACCGGGCAGACAUGCAGUCCCUGAGGAUAAUGGCCAGCGAACCACUGGAUGAACACGUCUUUUAUGUGGAAACCUACGGUGUGAUCGAAAAGCUGACAUCCAAAUUCAGAGAGACUUUCUGCGCUGCGAAUGUGUGUGCACUUGGGAGCCAUGACUGCGAGCAGAUCUGUGUGAGUAACGGCGGAUCCUACCUUUGCGAUUGCUAUGAAGGCUACACUCUGAAUCCAGAUAAGAGAACCUGCUCAGCUGUGGACACGUGUGCACCUGGAAGGCACGAGUGUGAUCAGAUCUGUGUGAGUAACAAUGGAUCCUAUGUCUGUGAAUGCUAUGAAGGCUACACCCUGAAUCCAGAUAAGAAGACUUGCUCAGCCAUGGACAUGUGCACACCUGGAAGGCAUGAUUGUGCACAAGUCUGUCUGAGUAAUGAUGGAUCCUACAGCUGUGACUGCUUUGAAGGAUAUGCUCUGAAUCCAGAUAAGAAGACUUGCUCAGCUGUUGACAUGUGUGCACCUGGAAGGCAUGACUGUGAGCAGGUCUGCGUGAGAGAUGAUCUCUUCUAUACCUGUGACUGCUACCAAGGUUACACCCUCAAUCCAGACAAGAAGACUUGCUCAAGAGCCGUAACGAGCAGUCUUGUAACAACUGAAGAAUCCUGUAAGUGUGAAGCCAUAGCUGCCCUGCAGGACUCGGUCACCUCACGCCUUGAAGCUCUGUCCACAAAAUUAGAUGAAGUGUCUGAGAAGCUGCAAGCGUAUCAAGGCAGACAGCAGGUUGUCUGA
Messenger RNA from Tauraco erythrolophus (red-crested turaco), 1226 nucleotides. NCBI's taxonomy places the organism in Eukaryota, Metazoa, Chordata, Aves, Musophagiformes, Musophagidae. The record is from RefSeq and is a predicted model, not a curated record.